AUGAGGGCCCUCGGUUUUCAGAGGCGACAGUUCUCUAGGACUGAGUGGAACUUCUUCAGCUGCAAGGCAAAGGUCGAGCCCAAAGUCGACCUGAUUACAACUGCUGGCAGGACAGGAGACCUGAUCCUUGUUGGUGAGGAGGGCGUCGAAGAGCCGGCUCACUCAGCUGUUCUCAUUGACAUUCCCUACUUCGAGGCAAAUUCGCGAGAUGAGUGGUCUGGAAAGGUGUGGAAUCUUCACAACAAGCUGCGGUUAGAACUCCCGUCUCCAGCCGGACGCGAAGCACUUGGGUACUUUUUGAAGUACGUGUACGGUGACAGGCGUUCUCUGUACAAGUUUGACCCCACAGGCGCACAGCUGCUCCAGGAGCUCCUUUCACUCGGGGACGCUUGCGGGGUGCCUGCCCUUUGUGCUGACGUCACCGGGCUUGUCAUCGUCACGGCUACAAACGUGGAUUCAUGGCUAGCGUGGCUCCUCAAGGAGCACGGCGUCGAUAUCGGACCAAUCCGCAAGCAAGUCGUACAGGUUAUGAAGGACAAGUUGCAGAGCGGGAUGUGCUGGGAAGACCUCACCGUGGAGCAACUAUCGACUCUGGCGGCUCUCCAGAAUUCCUUUUUGCGAUCAAGCUAG
Molecule: messenger RNA, 630 nt
Organism: Klebsormidium nitens
Lineage: Eukaryota; Viridiplantae; Streptophyta; Klebsormidiophyceae; Klebsormidiales; Klebsormidiaceae
Source: the annotation of a GenBank genome assembly